AUGGACAAUCGGAGGAAGCGCAUUUUGUGGAAAUGCGCGUUAACGAAUACGAUUCAAGAAGUGCUCAACGCAAGGCCUGGUUGGGCGCCAACUAGGUGAGAGGGGGGUUUGGAGAAGUUUUUUUUUAUUUUAUUUUAGUCAUUAUCCCCUGAUUUUAGUGGAGAGGACUGGCAAUUCUACUGGGUGAAUCGAGAAUGGAUGGUGCAGACAUUCGACCGCCACAAGUUCAAAGAAGGCCAAAAAAUUUGUCAUUUCCGCAACGACUUUGAGCUGACCAGGAAAGAUUCUUUGAUAAAAAAUCACAAGAAAACGAAGAAAUUGGCCAAAAACGGCGAGAAAAUGGACUACCUACCGGCUAGCUAUGUCUUACCGGUAAGUUUAGGGGGUUGUUGCGGAAUGCCAAAAAUUCAAAUUUUCGUUGUGGAGCCCGAAAUUUUGGUGAUUUUGGAGGAAUUUGAGCUUAUUAGACUGAAACACAAUAGUCAAAUUUAUUUAUAAGUGUAAUAGCUUACUGUGAUAAGUGAUUUUUAUUUGGAGGUUUUUUUAAAAACAUACAAAAUUUAUAGAUUUUCCCAUAAGUCUUUCGCCGUCCAUAACUUGACUGUCUUAUUUUAGCUGGAAUAUCAUAUAUUCGUAGAGGAGUUCAAGAAGUACCCACCAGAUACAAUUUGGAUCAUGAAACCGGUUUCCGGAGCUCAAGGAAGAGGGAUCUUCCUUUUCAAGAAGCUCAAAGAAAUCCAAGAGUGGAAAAAGGUACAGUUACCUAGGCUACCGUAAUCCCAUAAAUUUAUUUUUGUUUUGAAAACAUCCUGCAAGUCUUUGGCUUGAAUUUUAUGCUUGAAAUCCCCUGAAUUCUUGAGUUAGAACAUCAGUUUUUGCCGAUAUUAUAUUCAUGACCAUCGGCUUUCAGAAGGGCAGCAAAAGUGAUGCCGAUACUCAGCCAUAUGUCGUUCAAAGUUACAUCCAUCGACCGUAUUUGAUUGGCGGGAAGAAAUUUGAUGUUAGAUUGUAUGUUUUGACCACAUCUUUUCGACCGUUGAACGCCUGGGUUCAUCGAGAAGGAUUUUCGAGGUUUUCGCAUUCAAGAUACAGUCUGGAAAGCGUGGAGGAUGCUUGUAAGUGACAAGUUUGAUAUUGAAGAUUAAGAAUAUAGAGUUUACAGUAGUUUGAAAGGAAAAGGAUAAAAAAUAAUCAUUAAAAUGGACGCUUUUGAUCGAUUUUUAGAGGAAAAUCAGCAUUUUUUACAUUAAAAAUAGUAUUUCAAAUUUUUAAAAUACGUCGACGGUACUGUGGUACAUUUUUAGCACAAAAACAUAACCUUUUAUCCAAAAAUUGAGAUGAAAUUAUAUUACUUUAGAUGUUCAUCUCACCAAUGUUGCAAUUUCCAAAUCCGCCUCGGAUUAUGAUCCAGAAAAGGGCCUAAAAUGGUCUCUAGACAAGUUAUUUCGAUACAUGGAGGCUCGGCAUGGCAUGGAAGUGGUCGAUAAAUUGAUCGAAAAUAUUGGGAAUAUCAUCGUGAUGAGUUUAAAGUCAGUUCAAGGGAUUAUAAUUCAGGUGAGAGGGGUAAACUGCGGAGGUAAAUGGUUUUUUGGGCUCGAAAUUGUAUACGGUUGGUGAAUUUUUUCAGGAUUCGCAUUGCUUUGAACUCUAUGGAUACGAUAUUUUGAUUGAUGAGGACCUAAAGCCAUGGCUGUUGGAAGUUAACGCAUCCCCGUCGCUCACCCCAAGCAGUCAGGAAGAUUUUGAACUCAAAUUUAGAGUCUUGAAUCAUCUGUUAGACGUGCUGGAUAUGGAAAAAGUGUAAGGAUUUUCUCGUUGCGGCAGAACUCUACCCCUUUUCUGAACUCUCCCCCUUUUUGAACUUUCCCCCUUCAGAACUCUCCCCCUCAUUUUGAAUAUUGAAAAAAUGAGGUGUGACAUCUUAUACGAUGCUAAUUUUUUUCAAAUUGAAAAAAAGAAGAUGUGACAUCUUAUACGAUGAAAAAUUUUUUCAAAUUGAGAAAAUGAGGUGUGACAUCUUAUACGAUGAAAAAUUUUUUCAAAUUGAAAAGAAUAAGGUGUGACAUCUUAUACGAUGAAAAGUGUUCAAAAGGGGGGAGAGUUCAGAUUUUUUGGCAAAAAUCAAAAAAUCCCUUUUUUGGGGUAGAGUUGAAAAAGGGGUAGAGUUCAGAUUGGGGGAAAGUUCAGAAAAGGGGGAGAGUUCAGGCUCAACCGGAUUUUCUUAAUGACCAUGGGUUCAUUAAAAUAUUGUUGGUUGUAAAAUACGUUUUUUUUAUAUUUUUUAGUCGAACCGAAGCGGAGCCCUCAAUUGGCGGAUUCGACUGCCUAAUUCGAAACAACGAGCUGGUCUAUCGCCCCAAAUCCGAAGCCUUGGAGAAGAUUUGUCCUCAAUUCGUCACCCCGUCCCUCAACAUUCGCUUAGGUGGGGAAAAAUAAGGUUUAUUAUUUCUGUUUUUGUACAGGGUCUUUCAAGAAACAUGAAGGAAAGUAGGAGGCUAUAACCUACGGCAGAGGCGGCGCAGAAAGUUCGUUUUUGGAAUAUGUAUUUUUAAGCGACUUUAUUUUUUGCCUACAAGAUAACAAGAUUUUUAAGCCCAAACUGAGGUGGCUACAACCUUUUGAAAAAGGGCUCUUUUACCCCGAAAACCAGGGCAAAAAAUGUCGCUUAAAAAUACAUAUUCCAAAAAUGAACUCUCUCCGCCGCCUCCGCUGAAAGUUAUAGCCUCCGACUUUCCUUCACGUUUCUUGAAAGACCCUGUAUAUUUUAGGCAGUUAUGUGGCUCCAAUGUCGGUUCCCCCUAUGUGA
Bursaphelenchus xylophilus (pine wood nematode) is the source of this 2806-nucleotide messenger RNA. The record is from the annotation of a GenBank genome assembly. NCBI's taxonomy places the organism in Eukaryota, Metazoa, Nematoda, Chromadorea, Rhabditida, Aphelenchoididae.